GAAACGAGGAGAGGAUGCAUAGCAUAGGAUGGCUCAAACCAGGUUGCAACACAACUUGUCGUCGAAAUGGAUGCAGCCAGCACGGCUGUUUCUACUACGAAUACUCCUACCUGUAGCAUUGGCAUCAAUGCCACUUGGCAGCACUCGUUGCUGGCAGCCCAGGAGCUAGACAAGAUAGCGUCUGUACUACAAGUCACCAAUGACGAGGGGCUUGGCCGCGAGCAGGGCCAGCGACCAUCGCUUGUCGCUGAGACGGUUGGAGACGAGCCCAUCGGCACCGUCUGCCGCCAGAGCCUUUUGGAAUCCCUGCCACUACGCGAAAGAGUAAAAGGUGCCGCCCCCUGGUCGCGGCGCUGGCAUCAUUUCGAACCCUGAGGUGUCUUGGUUUGGCGUGUCGUCAAUUUGCCAAUGGCCGAGACAUUCGUACGAGUUACUCGUACAGAUACAUAUCUCGG
Messenger RNA from Trichoderma harzianum CBS 226.95, 455 nucleotides. RefSeq lists its product as hypothetical. The record is from RefSeq and is a predicted model, not a curated record. The transcript is spliced from 4 exons. The coding region runs from base 67 to 375 and encodes 102 amino acids. Lineage: Eukaryota; Fungi; Ascomycota; Sordariomycetes; Hypocreales; Hypocreaceae.